Messenger RNA from Lolium rigidum, 1933 nucleotides. RefSeq names its product ketol-acid reductoisomerase, chloroplastic-like. Gene Ontology annotation, molecular function: ketol-acid reductoisomerase activity. The record is from RefSeq and is a predicted model, not a curated record. The transcript has 10 exons. The coding region runs from base 16 to 1761 and encodes 581 amino acids. Gene Ontology annotation, biological process: L-valine biosynthetic process. NCBI's taxonomy places the organism in Eukaryota, Viridiplantae, Streptophyta, Magnoliopsida, Poales, Poaceae. Gene Ontology annotation, cellular component: mitochondrion; chloroplast.
GCCCAGAGAGACGCAAUGGCGGCGCCCACCUCCUCCGCGGCCUCCACCCGAACCUUCUCCCACCCCAAAACCCUAGCCGCCGCCGCCGCCCCCACCCUCUCCGCCGCCGGCUCCGUCGCCUUCCCCGCCACCCACCCCUCAUGCGCCCUCGCCACCUCCACCCGCCGCCGAGCGGUCGCGGCCAUGGUCGCCGCCCCGGCCAAGGUCGGGGCCGCCAUGCCGUCCCUUGACUUCGACACCGCGGUGUUCAACAAGGAGAAGGUCUCCCUCGCCGGCCACGAGGAGUACAUCGUGAGGGGUGGGCGGAACCUCUUCCCGCUGCUCCCGGAGGCGUUCAAGGGCGUCAAGCAGAUCGGAGUCAUCGGGUGGGGCUCUCAGGGUCCGGCACAGGCCCAGAACCUCAGGGAUUCUUUGACGGAAGCCAAGUCUGACAUCGUUGUCAAGAUUGGUCUCCGGAAAGGUUCCAAGUCUUUUGAGGAGGCACGUGCAGCUGGCUUCACUGAGGAGAACGGAACCUUGGGGGAUAUAUGGGAGACGGUUUCAGGCAGUGACCUUGUGCUGCUGCUCAUAUCUGAUUCUGCACAGGCAGACAACUACGAGAAAAUCUUCUCUCACAUGAAACCAAACAGUAUUCUUGGUUUAUCCCACGGGUUUCUCCUUGGACAUUUGCAAUCAGCUGGCCUUGAUUUCCCCAAGAACAUCAGUGUGGUUGCUGUAUGCCCCAAGGGAAUGGGCCCAUCAGUGCGGAGACUUUAUGUUCAGGGCAAAGAAGUAAAUGGUGCUGGCAUCAACGCUAGCUUUGCUGUUCACCAGGAUGUUGACGGAAGGGCAACUGAUGUUGCUCUAGGAUGGUCAGUUGCACUGGGAUCCCCAUUCACAUUUGCUACUACUCUAGAACAGGAGUACAAGAGUGAUAUCUUUGGGGAGCGAGGAAUUUUGCUCGGUGCUGUCCAUGGCAUCGUGGAGGCUCUCUUUAGGAGAUACACAGAGCAAGGAAUGGACGAGGAAUUGGCAUACAAAACCACUGUAGAGGGCAUCACUGGAAUUAUCUCAAAAACCAUCUCAAAGAAGGGUAUGCUUGAAGUGUACAACUCCUUGAGCGAGGAAGGCAAAAAGGAGUUCAACAAGGCCUACAGUGCAUCAUUUUAUCCUUGCAUGGAUAUCCUCUACGAGUGCUAUGAAGAUGUUGCCUCUGGAAGUGAAAUCAGGAGUGUUGUGUUGGCCGGACGGAGGUUUUAUGAUAAGGAAGGUCUUCCUGCUUUCCCUAUGGGCAAAAUUGACCAAACCCGUAUGUGGAAGGUUGGUGAAAAGGUGCGGGCAACCCGGCCACAGGGUGACCUUGGGCCACUUCACCCCUUCACCGCUGGAGUUUAUGUUGCACUCAUGAUGGCCCAGAUCGAGGUCCUCAGGAAGAAGGGCCACUCCUACUCUGAGAUCAUCAACGAGAGUGUGAUUGAGUCGGUAGACUCCCUAAACCCCUUCAUGCACGCGAGUGGAGUGGCCUUCAUGGUCGACAACUGCUCCACCACCGCCCGGCUGGGAUCAAGGAAGUGGGCGCCACGCUUCGACUACAUCCUGACCCAGCAGGCUUUCGUGACUGUUGACAAGAAUGCGCCCAUCAACCAGGAUCUCAUCAGCAACUUCUUUUCGGACCCUGUCCACGGUGCCAUCAAGGUCUGCGCCGAGCUGAGGCCGACCGUUGACAUCUCGGUGACGGCCGACGCUGACUUCGUGCGCCCCGAGCUCAGGCAGUCUGCCUAGGUGGCCGCGGGCUGAAGGAAGAGUUGUUUUUUGAUGGGAUAUGUUCAUGGACUGUAACUUAUGUGUGCGGAUCAAAUGUGAACUUGUGAGCUGCUGUGAGAUUAGAGAGAGCCCAUGAUUGGGCUGGAGUGAACUGUCGUCAUUUCAAGAAUAAAGUUAGUUCGUCCUGUUA